ACUCUGUUUGAUAUGUCACUGCACACAUAUACACGUCUGUCAGUUUCGAUUCAGUGUCAAGUUUCUCUCGCAAUAUCGCACAAUAUCAUUAUGUUAAAUAUAUAUUGAUAGAGCUGUAUCGCUUUAUAUUAAUGUUACUAUUCUUUUUAUAUAAAGCGAGACUACUGUUCUUUAAUAUUUCUCAACGCAACGAAUGCAACGAAAGAUAUUUACGAACGCAAAAGCUGCAUGUAUUUCUUCAUUACGGCUAGUCAAUUUAAUUAACGAACGUAGUCGUUAAACUUAUUUCUUUUUAUCACUCAUGAUAAAAUACAAUCCACGAGGUAGUUAUCACCUAAAAUUAUUUUACAAUUGGAAAUUCUUAUAUUGUGAUAACUAUGCUGAAACUCAGCAAAUCUUACGUGCGGUUGGUUUUUCAUCAUAUCGUUGAUACGAUUAAAAAUAACAACGAUAUACAUUUAUAGUGUAAUUAAACAAUGACAAAAAAAUAUGCAUAAAUAUAAGUCUACCGCUAUCAUAUACGAACGAGUGAUCCACGAGUGGUUUGUCUGCACCGAAAGAUUAUUUAAUGUGUUAAAAAGGUUAUGAAAAGAGCAAUAAUCAUGAAGAGUCCUGUACCUCAACAUGUAAAUGGAAAUAAUCAUCCUGUUUCAUCACAGAAUGUAUCUCCCUGUAUUGUAUCUCGUUAUGGAAAUGUGACUAAUAAUUAUCAGGUACUGAAAGUAUCUGGACGAGAUUCUAACUGUUAUAUUGCAAACAAUAUUGUUCCAAAAGUUGGUAGACAACAGUUGGUGUCAUUAAAUGGAGAUUCAAUAUCCUGUAACAGUGUGAAUAUCAAUGAGGCUUUGGCAUGCGAUGUGGCUUCCAUGCCUGCUGUAAAAACCAAGGCAUUGUGUGUUCAUAUUCGAGAAAAUAAAUGGUACGAUGCUGGUAAUAUAGUUUCUGUAGGAGUUGCUGGAACUAGUUUAAAUCAUGCAUUGGAGAGUAUGUCUAUAGCUUAUAAUCCUACUACAAAGCAACUAUAUUCUCUGGAAGAAAUAAAUGUUUCUAAUGAUGCACAACUUGAUUGUAAAUCACAAUAUUUAAAUUCUCCUUGUGAUCAUAAAGAAGAAUCUGUAAAUGGGAUUUCCAAAGUUGAAGAGGACAAAUAUAUCAGAUUGGAAGGUGGUAGUGCAAGCAGUAGCCCCAGAAACAGUUUACCACGUUCUUGUAGUAGCACUGUCUCUUCUCUCAGUGAAGUUUCUCCUUCUGGAAGUUUUUUGAGUUCUGAUGAACAAGUUGCAGAAAAAGUUGAAAAGUCCAAACGUUGGGGAUUGAAUACAAUUUUUUCAAAAAAUGUCUUUUUAUGGAAAAACAAAGAUUCUCAACAAUCUACACCUACAAGCAGUCCAUCAAGAAAUAUAGAUAAGGUAGGAGGAAGUUUAGCUCUAAUUCAACAGCCAAGACCAGCAAAUCUACCAGCAAAGAAUGCCAUUGAGGAGGAACGUCAUCGCAAACAAUAUAAUGCCAUUCUGGAAGCAGCAAAAAAGAGAGAAUUACGAGAAGAGAAAGAACGUAAACAUCAAAGAGAACUACAGCUUAAAGAAGAAGAAAGAUUAGCAGAAGAUUCUCAUACUUGGAAUGAAUACGUUCUUCCCAAAUUUGAAAGUAUUAAAAAUACAAAAAAGGUACGUGAAUUAUGGUGGCGUGGUCUUCCACCCAGUGUUCGUGGCAAAGUGUGGAAGUUAGCAAUUCCAAAUAAUUUAAAUAUAACAACGCACCUUUACCAUAUAUGUUUGGACAAAGCAUUGUCAAGUCCUGUUAGUGACGCAUUAGCAGCAAUCAAAUUAGAUGUAUCUCGUACCUUUCCUACCUUAUGUGUCUUUCAAGAAGGUGGACCACUAUCCAAUAGCCUUCAAGGUAUUUUGGCAGCCUAUGCAGUUUAUAGGCCUGAUGUAGGUUAUGUACAAGGUAUGAGUUUUGUGGGUGCUAUAUUGUCAUUGAACAUGGAACCUCCAGAUGCCUUUAUUUGCUUUGCUAAUUUAUUAAAUCAUCCCUGUCACAGGGCUGCUUUUACAUUAGAUCAGAAACAAAUGGAUAGUUAUUACAGAGUAUAUUCUAAUGCGCUUGCACAUAAGUUGCCAAAAGUCUUUUUCCACUUUACAGUAGCUGGUCUUAGUCCAGAUUUAUAUUUGUUGGAUUGGUUGUAUACUAUAUAUGCCAAAGCAAUGCCUCUGGACGUUGCUUGUAGAAUCUGGGAUGUUUUCCUCAGAGAUGGAGAUGAGUUCCUUUUUAGAACAGCACUUGGUGUAUUACACUUGUAUCAAGAAGAACUAUUAAAAAUGGAUUUUGUACAUGGAGCACAAUUUCUUACUAGAUUGCCAGAAAACUUACAGGCAGAAGCUUUAUUCAACAGUAUUAGUCAAAUGUCUACUACUGUCGGAACAACAACGUUCCAGCAAAUGUUAGUUCAAUUUUCUUAAUUGUAAUUUUAUAAAUUACAAUGAGGAAUGUAGAAAAAUAGUCAGAUUUAAAAGAAUGAAUCUCAAAUACUAUUUUUGUUACUG
Molecule: messenger RNA, 2546 nt
Organism: Colletes gigas
Lineage: Eukaryota; Metazoa; Arthropoda; Insecta; Hymenoptera; Colletidae
Product: TBC1 domain family member 14-like
Exons: 1
Coding region: 585-2462 (625 amino acids)
Source: RefSeq, a predicted model, not a curated record